Molecule: messenger RNA, 3078 nt
Organism: Archocentrus centrarchus (flier cichlid)
Lineage: Eukaryota; Metazoa; Chordata; Actinopteri; Cichliformes; Cichlidae
Product: CMP-N-acetylneuraminate-beta-galactosamide-alpha-2,3-sialyltransferase 1-like
Exons: 7
Coding region: 183-1130 (315 amino acids)
Biological process (GO): sialylation
Cellular component (GO): membrane
Molecular function (GO): beta-galactoside (CMP) alpha-2,3-sialyltransferase activity
Source: RefSeq, a predicted model, not a curated record
GACAGGUUACUCCCCGUUUUUUCCACCCUUGCGACAACCGAAACAGUGAUUGUCCCGGUGCCUGGACUUACCUCCACGGAGUUUGAACAGCUGCUCACAAAUUCAAAUCACUCAACACCUCAACGAGUCUCAGGCGCUUUUCUAUUUCAGCUUUUGCAGACUGGUCCUGUUCUUCAUUCAAGAUGAAUUUCACAUGGAAAAGAUUCAACGUUCUACUUUCCCUGUUCCUGUGUGUCUCAGUGACUGCUGUGCUUUUGAAUCCUUCCUGGAAUUUAUCUGUGUAUUCCUUUGGGCACUGGAAGUUGAGCUUUUGUUCCUGUCUCAGCUGUUUAAGAGAUGGUGAUCCUUGGUUUAGGGCAUUGAUCGAUGCCUCUCCUAAACCCUUUUUGUCCAGAAAACACAAAACCUCAGAGAAUGACUUCAACUGGUGGAAGCACUUACAGCAGGAGAACCGCAACUUCACUUUCUUCAGUGCAACAGUGGACAAGCUCUUUGAGACGCUCCCACUCAUUUCAGAAGAUGUGGAACCGAGGCCUGAUCGCUGCAGGACUUGUGCUGUAGUGGGGAAUUCUGGUCAUUUGAAGGGAUCCCGUUAUGGCCCUCUAAUAGAUUCUCACGAUGUCAUAAUAAGAAUCAACCGUGGGCGUACCAAAGGUUAUGAAGCAGACGUUGGAACCAAAACAACUCAUCAUGUCAUGUAUCCAGAGAGUGCUAUUAAACUGCACAACACAACAAAUCUUGUGUUUUUUGCAUUCAAGAUAGAUGAUUUACUGUGGCUCCUCAAGACCUUCAGUCCAGGAGAUGGUACUGUGAACUCAACGAACAUAGCUAACAAGAAUUUGGUGAUGAUCCUCAACCCAGCUUUCAUGAAAUACAUUCAUGAAGAUUGGUUGGGAAGUGAUGGUGCUUAUCCUUCCACUGGCUUUCUGACUUUGGCUUUAAGCUUGCACAUAUGUGAUGAGGUCAGUGUUUUUGGGUUCAGGGCAGACAGGGAUGGAAACUGGAGCCAUUACUUUGAAGUCCUCAAAAACAAAGAUUUAGGAACAGGACCUCAUUCAGGAAAACAUGAAUAUUCAAUUAUUGAGCAAUUACACGAAAUGGAGAAAGUUACAUUUUACAAAGGACAUUAAUUAUUGUUCCUCUUUUCCCCUUUGUCUUUCUGUGAUGUGUUUGUUCUUUUUUACUGUUAUUUAUUUUGCAUUUCAGUGUGUUCAUGUUUAGAAGAGUCUUUGGUUUUACAGUAGUUGCAUGAAACUGAAUCCUAUGAUUCAAAUCCACAGAUUUGCUUUUCAGGUUAAUUGGUGAUUCUAAAAAAUGGGUAGAAUGUGAAUGUUAAUGGUUGCAAACAGCCAUAAUAAUUUAAAUAUACUGGAUAUGAAGUUAAACUGGUAAGAACAUUCUCUUGGGAUUUAUUAUAUAACCAUUACAACCGUCAAACACUGCUAUAUUAUCAAAGACUUCAUAACUGCAAUUAUCAAUAUUAAUUCAACAUUAAUUAACACAAAACACAUGUUCUAUAUGUUUUUUAAUUGUUAUUAUUAAUUAUUAUUAAUUUAUUUAUUUACUGAACAUAGACAUUGCAGAAUAAAAUCUCCACAAUUCCUGAAUAUACAUAUCAUCUAGCUAAUCAGCGCGAAUAUCUUAAUUAAGUGUUCAAUUACUCCAAAUUGACACAUUUUGGUUGGUUCACUGUGUGGGAUAUUGUAUUUAUUUAUUUUUUUUAUUCAUUUGUGUUGUUGUAACAGGCACCGGGCCGCAGCGGUGCCCGCGAACCGCUUUGUAGACAGCUAAAACAAUGAAAACCAAAGGAUGACAAAGAAGAAGCUGUUUGUCAUCUCUAAUUUCUCCUCAGCCAUAUUUAUUAACACAUCACAUGUCAUUCACUGUUAACACUGUCCAAUUUAAAUCAGCAUCAUCUUGCUGUACACACAUAUAUAUCUCUCUUUUUUUAGACAUAUUUUAGUGCCCAUAAAUCACAUAUUUCCAUCAAAUGCUACAUCUUGUCACAAUAUCUUCUUCCCAUAACCCAGAUUAACACUCUGGUCAGUACUGUACCUUAACUGUACCUUUAGAAAAAUACUAUCACGUAUUUCUGGUCUUCAUGUUAAACAGCAGCAUGUCAAUAAACACAAACUUUUAACUUAAACAUAUUGAUGAAUUUGUACAUUUUACUCUAUUACAUUUUACACUAUUAAUUUGCUUCCCUCCUGCUCUCUGACGGAGACGGUCGCAUUCUAUCUCUCUCCCUGCCCUCCCUAUCUCUCCUGCUUGCUGCUUGCUGUAAGAGCGUCUCUUACACACUGUCUGAAUAAGAAUAUGAUUAAGAGCAACAUGGACCUGGCAAACUGGGCCCUAAACACCAUUGAUCGAAUUUUGUCCACUAUGAGAUCGGGGAAAGGGGAGCCUACAUGUUCGAGUGGAACAGACCCAGUUGGAUAUGUCAUGGAUUCUUGGAGUUCGUGGAGACCUGUGUGCUUCUCAGUUCUGGAGAUCGAGGACGUUGAAGACGUCUACAUAUUCGGCUAUUUGGUAGCGGUAUCUCUUCUGUUUGGGCUCACAGCAUACCUGAUUUACCGGGAAAUUAAGAAAAUCUGUGCAGCAGUUCGACAUCUGCCGAGGCUGCAGACCCAGGUGGAUGGGCUGUGCAGAGCCGUACAAACUCAGACUUAAAGCCUGUUGGACCUGAGCCGUAAAGCGGACGGAUAGUCUAGCUGAGAACGUGCUUCCAGGCGAGAGGGGUUAGAUCUGGAGAUAAGGUUCGGUUCUGCACGGUGAGGACAGUAACAAAUGAAUUUGGAAUAUUGGAUUUACUGAAUGGGUUCCCCAGUGAAACUGAAGGCUUUUGGAAAAAACAAGCAGCCUGUUCCAAAACAUCUGCAUUAUCAGGAAUUCGGCUCCCUAGCCGGCCUUGGGCUGGUAAUCAUACAGUAUCUCUCCAGGGCUAUGUGUGACAGUCGCUCUUCCCCUCAGCCCUCUCUGUGAUUUUUGAAGCUGGAUCUGGUGUACCGUGGCUGCUGAUGAAAUUCCAUCACUAUCACAUCUCUGUGCAAUAUUAUAUUAUUCAUACUGAACAAUAUC